UAUUGUAUAAAUAGUAAACUUCAACGCGUUGAUUUUUGUUUAGUGGUUAUUUUCUUAUAUUUUAUUUGUUAUUAUUAUAUGUAAAUAUUGAAAUAAAAUUGUCGAAAUGUUCGACUUAAAGGCCUGUAUUGUGUGUUUGAAAAGUGAUGUGAAAAUUUUCAGUAUGAAUAUAGACCAAUUAAGAAACGAAUACAAUUUAGCAUCAGGCUUAAAGACUCAUAGUCGUAAUGGUCUACCAGAAUACUUGUGUUAUCAGUGCGUUGCGUAUGUUAGAAACUUCAAAAAGUUUCGUGAUAAAUGCCAAAGAACAUAUUAUGCACUACAAGAAAUAUUACACAAAAACCAAGAGAUAACCACAUGUAUAAUUGAGGAAUUAAAUUGUAAUGUGUUAAAUAUAAAACCAGCUCUGUCAUAUCUCGCUCCAGAUCACGUUAGAACAAGCUAUGAAAGUGUUAAGUUUAAAUGGGUUAAAGAUAAUAGAGUAGGUAUAAAAAACCAAGAAAAAAUACCUGUCGUACAGUAUACGACAAUGUCUGACGAUUAUGGUUUUUUAAUACCUUUAGAAACGUCUAAAACAACAAUGGAAAUUGAUGAAAAUGGUGUAAAAGAGGAAGGAAAUUGUAUACAGAGUUAUGAAAAAAUACUUGAACCAGAAAACAUAGUUAUAGAAUCAGUAAAACAUGACGAUAGUUUCUUUGAUAAUUUUGACGAUUGUGAUGGCGACGAGAAUGUAUAUGAAAAUCAUGUACAGCCAGUAGUAGAUAAACAAAUUGACGUAGAUGGAAUGAACUUGGAAGAGGAGUAUGCAACUAUGGUACCAAUAUCAAUGAAAGAGGCUAAAGCUGUCGUAGAUGUCUACAAAAUGUUUGCUCAUGGCAAAUAUCAGUGUGAAGUAUGUAGGAAGGCGUAUUAUAAUGAAAAUCGACUGGCUGCUCAUAUGAGAAUGCAUGACAUGCAUACAAGUGGAACAUUUUUCUGUGAAUUGUGCAGUUAUUAUUAUAGAACAGAAUUUCUUCUAAAAACACACAUGACUGAGAAGCAUAUGUACAAGUAUUUAUGUAAAAAGUGUCCUGAAGUUAGUUUUGACAGGACAUCAGCCAAACAGCAUUUUAUUUGGAGUCAUCUUCAAAAAGGUUCAAAAAAAGAUACUAGUUGGUGUGAGACUCACCCUUCAGGGGUUACUAAGGAUAGUAAAAAGAACAAACUGUUUAUACGUCCUAUCACAAAUACGAAAAAGCUACCUCAAGAUUUUCCAAUUUACUCUCCGAUAAGUCAAGAAGAACAGUAUGCUUUGGUUAAAGAUAGACAAAAGACGAAAAAUUAUAUAGAUUCACCAUACAAGUGUGAAUUUUGUUUUAAGGGUUUCAGAGAAUCGGCAACAUAUGAAAAGCACAUGAAGAAACAUGAUCCUGCCAUUUCUGGAAAUCUCCAAUGUGAUACUUGCAAAAUAUAUUGCCCGGACACUAGAAAAAUGUAUAAACAUAUGAAUAUGAGUCACUUGUUCAAAUAUUCGUGUCAAAUGUGCAGCUACGUUUGCUUUAGCAGAGGUCAAGCUAAACUGCACUAUCAAUGGCAUAAAAAUGUUACAUACACUUGUCCUCAUUGUAAAAAAGAAUUUUCCAAAGCAUCCACAAGACUGACCCACAUACGUAUAAAGCACCCAUCUAUGAAUAUUUGCAAUUUGUGCGGACGGAGCUUUGUCAGCGUCACUGGCUUGUAUUGUCAUAAGAAACUAGCGCAUAGCAAGGAGGUUAGUGAGGUGGAGCAGGGCCCGGCGGUGGCGGACCCCGCGCACCCGCUGUACUGCGCGGAGUGCGGCAUCCAGUUCCGCGACGACGCCGCCUUCGCCACGCACUUCGGCGCCUCCAACAAGCACGCCGACACCCACCUAUCUAUAAAGCCGUCGGAUCAGACAAAGAGUCGUAGAGGCCGCCCGCGGCUGACGAACAGCGGUAUUGUUAAUACUGGGACACCUACGUCUUCUAAAUGCGAAAUCUGCAAUGAAUACCUACCCAACGACUUGGAGACGCGAAGACACUACGACGCGGAGCACCCCGGCGCGCCCUACCUCAAGCGGUACAUGUGCGACAUCUGCGGACACACUACACGGCAAUACGCGAACCUGACAGUGCAUAUGCGUACGCAUACGCGUGAAAAACCUUACGCGUGUCCGCACUGCGAGCGACGGUUUAGUAUGCCGAGCAACCGCGACCGGCAUCUUGUCGUGCACACGGGCGAGAAGCGCUACCAGUGCCAGCACUGCAGCCGGCGCUUCACGCAGAGCAGCGCCGUGAAGCUGCACAUCCAGACGGUGCACCUGAAGAUCCCCUACGCGCCCUGGGACCGCAAGAACCGCCGCCCGCGCGCGCGCGCGCCCGAGCCGCGCCCGCCCGCGCGCAACUACCUCAGCGCCUACAUCACCUACAACGAGUGA
Messenger RNA from Melitaea cinxia (Glanville fritillary), 2434 nucleotides. Its product is annotated as zinc finger protein 569-like. Gene Ontology annotation, molecular function: DNA-binding transcription factor activity, RNA polymerase II-specific; zinc ion binding; RNA polymerase II transcription regulatory region sequence-specific DNA binding. The transcript has 13 exons. The record is from RefSeq and is a predicted model, not a curated record. Lineage: Eukaryota; Metazoa; Arthropoda; Insecta; Lepidoptera; Nymphalidae. Gene Ontology annotation, cellular component: nucleus. Bases 107 to 2434 code for a protein of 775 amino acids. Gene Ontology annotation, biological process: regulation of transcription by RNA polymerase II.